CGCCGCUUCCUUGUGUCAGUGAAGGUUCAAACAUGGCGCAGUGUGUGUUAUACCACAGGUUGUUUCACAGUAACGCUAAACUCCUGCAGACAUGUUCCUUCAGAUUCACUCACAGCGUUUCACGGAGAGAGAGCGGACUCGAACCCUCGCUGUCACCGCGGAGAGAGCAGCCCUGCCCGCAGGUGAACGUGAGUCACUGGCUCACCUGCAGAACUACACAGCAGCUGAAUGCACUGUGCACAAGAGCAUUCUCCUCCCUGCCUCCUCCACCCCCAUCAGAGGCUAAGCCAAAGUCGUCUGGACCUGUGACAUGGAAAUCUUUAGCAAUAACAUUUGCUAUCGGAGGCGCCCUGCUGGGAGGGAUGAAAUAUUUCAAAAAGGAAAAGGAAGAAUUGAUUGAAAAAGAGAGGCACAGGUCGAUAGGAAAAGCGGCACUGGGCGGUCCCUUCUCGCUCACUGACCACAACAAUAAGCCCACCAAGAGUGAGGACUUCCUUGGCCAGUGGGUCCUCCUCUACUUUGGGUUUACUCACUGCCCGGACAUCUGCCCGGAUGAAUUGGAGAAAAUGAUUGAAGUUGUGGAUGAUAUAGAUAAGAUAAAGUCUCUUCCAAACCUGAUACCUCUCCUCGUCACCAUUGAUCCCGAGAGAGACACAGUAGAGGCCAUGGCUACAUAUGUGAAAGAGUUUUCUCCGAAGCUGAUUGGCCUGACGGGGACAACAGCUGAGGUUGAGCAGGUUUCCAGAGCUUACAGAGUGUAUUACAGUCAGGGACCAAAGGACGAGGACAACGACUACAUAGUCGAUCACACCAUCAUCAUGUACCUCAUUGGGCCAGACGGAGAGUUUGCCGAGUAUUUUGGACAGAACAAGAGAAGCGUGGAGAUCACCAGCUCGAUAGCGGCGCACAUGAGAAAGUACAAGAAGGAGAAGUGACCUGCAGCCUGUUAAAGCCCAUCACAGACUGACACACUGUCCUCUGGUGGUGCUGUGUAAUCUGGUCAACUUAAUUCAUUAUUUAUUUUGGAUACGCUAUUAUAUUAAGUUAAUGUGUCUGGAGAAACAUUCCUUGCAAUGGAUGAAGACAGACCUGAGGCCUGCUGUUGUCCUAAUCUUCUCCAUUAUUGUCAAUAAUGCACUUCACACUCCGGCUGAUUCAAAAGACUGCACUUCCUGGUUGAAAAAAAUUAUAUAUGAACGCUUGAGCUCCAGCUCCUCAAUAUCUCUGAUUUCUGAUGCCAACAAGAAGGAAAUACCUGGAGACAAAUGUAACAAAUGUAAGAAAUGAAACAGUUGUUUUUGUGAAAAGUCAAAAUACAACACAAUUUUUUGAA
Messenger RNA from Limanda limanda (common dab), 1333 nucleotides. It is a transcript of the gene sco1, whose product is annotated as protein SCO1 homolog, mitochondrial. The transcript is spliced from 7 exons. NCBI's taxonomy places the organism in Eukaryota, Metazoa, Chordata, Actinopteri, Pleuronectiformes, Pleuronectidae. Gene Ontology annotation, biological process: mitochondrial respiratory chain complex IV assembly. The coding region runs from base 33 to 935 and encodes 300 amino acids. The record is from RefSeq and is a predicted model, not a curated record.